This is a messenger RNA of Impatiens glandulifera, 939 nucleotides long. NCBI's taxonomy places the organism in Eukaryota, Viridiplantae, Streptophyta, Magnoliopsida, Ericales, Balsaminaceae. The record is from the annotation of a RefSeq genome assembly.
AUGAUAUUUUUAACUUUAGAACAUAUAUUAACUCAUAUUUCCUUUUCGAUUGUUUCAAUUGUAAUUAUAAUUUAUUUAAUAACCUUUUUUAGUGAUGAAAUAAUAAAACUAUAUGAUUCGUCAGAAAAGGGCAUGAUCGCUACUUUUUUAUGUAUAACAGGAUUUUUAGUGACUCGUUGGGUUUAUUCAAAGCAUUUUCCAUUAAGUAAUUUAUAUGAAUCAUUAAUCUUCCUUUCAUGGGGUUUCUGCAUUAUUAAUAUCGUUUCAUAUUGCAAAAAAAAACAAAAUUAUUUAAGUGUAAUAACCACGCCAAGUGUUAUUUUUACACAAGGUUUUGCUACUUCAGGAUUUUUAACUGAAAUACAUCAAUCAGAAAUAUUAGUACCCGCUCUCCAAUCCGAGUGGUUAAUAAUGCAUGUAAGUAUGAUGGUUUUGGGUUAUGCAGCUCUUUUAUGCGGAUCAUUAUUAUCAGUAUCACUUCUAGUCAUUGCAUUUCGAAAAAACAUAACGAUUUUUUGUGAAAGGGAUUUUUUUAUAAAUUAUUCGAAUAAAAGAAGCUAUUUUUUGUUUAAUACUUCUUGGUUUUCUACUAAAAAUUAUUAUAGAUCUCAGUUGAUUCAAGAGUUGGAUUAUUGGAGUUAUCGUAUUCUUAGUCUAGGAUUUAUCCUUUUAACAAUAGGUAUUCUUUCCGGAGCAGUAUGGGCUAAUGAAGCAUGGGGAUCCUAUUGGAAUUGGGAUCCAAAGGAAAUUUGGGCUUUUAUUACUUGGACCAUAUUCGCGAUUUAUUUACAUACUCGAACAAAUAAAAACUUGCCCCCCGCAAAUUCUGCAAUUGUGGCUUUUAUAGGCUUUCUUCUAAUUUGGAUAUGCUAUUUUGGGGUUAAUCUUUUAGGAAUAGGGCUACAUAGUUAUGGUUCAUUUUCGUUAACGUCUAAUUGA